CUCCUCUCUAUUCUACGAUCGAGUAAAAACGGCUGUACGUCGAAGCGACGUUUCCUGUCGCUGAGCUCUCUUCGAUCAGGCACCAUUGUCCCAUUUAAGUUAUCGGACAUCGGAGAAGGCAUUCGAGAUGUCACUGUGAAGGAAUGGUUUGUAAAACCAGGUGAUAGAGUGUCUCAAUUCGAUAACAUCUGUGAAGUCCAAAGUGAUAAAGCCUCGGUAUCGAUAACUAGUCGUUAUGAUGGUUUUAUAAGAAAACUUCAUUAUAAGAUAGAUGAGAUCGCUCUUAUUGGAGAACCUUUGGUAGACAUCGAGCUCGACGAGGAAAACAUCGUCGAAAAGGAGCAAGAAACGAAAACAAUGGAGACGGGAGAAGGAAAUAACUGCGGGGAAUUAGAAAAAAGGGAUGAUAAAGCGAAUUCAGAACGUUUGACGGAUAUCCAUUCCGAAAAGAUUCAGAUCAUUGCAACGCCAACUGUCAGAAGACUGGCUACGGAGAACAAUAUUAAUCUUGCUGAGGUCACCGGCACUGGUAAAGAUGGACGUGUCCUCAAAGAAGACGUACUAGAACAUCUUGAAAAAUUCGAUUUAAAAAAGAUGGAUGUUUCUCGGCAGCCUGGAAAAAUGAUUCCAAUAAAAUAUUCCAAGCAUAUGUGGACAACCAUGACACAAUCCUUGAAUAUACCACACUUCGUCUAUAGCGACGAAUGUGACAUUACCAAAUUGGUACGUUAUCGAAAUGAAGUGAAAAAUUCAUUCAAGGAACAGGGUAUUUUUCUAUCUCUAAUGCCUUUCCUGAUAAAAGCUGCCUCGAAUGCUUUGCAAGUAAUUCCCGAAUUAAACGGUUGGGUCGACGAAGAGAAGCAAUGCAUACGAAUUUCUGAAAGACAUAACAUCGGUAUAGCUAUGGAUACUCCGGAAGGUCUAAUUGUUCCAAAUAUAAAGGACGUUCAGAAUCUCAGUAUUUUGUGUAUCGCUAAAAAAUUGAACAGGCUUCAAGAACUCGGUAAGAAAACAUCGAUUUCUUUGGCUGAUCUGACCGACACAACUUUUUCCUUGUCCAACAUUGGUGUGAUCGGAGGUAGUUACGCAAAAACAGUGAUUCUACCUCCGCAAAUAGCGAUCGGAGCUUUCGGUAAAGUACAAAAGUUACCACGUUUUGAUGAAAAAGAUAACGUGAUAGCAGCUAAUAUAAUCGCUGUUAGUUGGGCUGCGGAUCAUCGAGUGAUCCCUGGUGUUACGAUGGCAAAAUAUUCGAACUUGUAAUAUUAUGUACAACAUCCCAUCGAAUUAGUGUUAAGAUUAUGAAAUAUAUUUCAUUUUGUUACGACAUAAUAAACAAAUUGGCAGAAUA
Messenger RNA from Vespa velutina, 1351 nucleotides. It is a transcript of the gene Dbct, whose product is annotated as lipoamide acyltransferase component of branched-chain alpha-keto acid dehydrogenase complex, mitochondrial. NCBI's taxonomy places the organism in Eukaryota, Metazoa, Arthropoda, Insecta, Hymenoptera, Vespidae. The record is from RefSeq and is a predicted model, not a curated record. Gene Ontology annotation, cellular component: cytoplasm; mitochondrion. Gene Ontology annotation, molecular function: lipoic acid binding; acetyltransferase activity.